Messenger RNA from Pseudopodoces humilis (Tibetan ground-tit), 951 nucleotides. The record is from RefSeq and is a predicted model, not a curated record. Lineage: Eukaryota; Metazoa; Chordata; Aves; Passeriformes; Paridae.
AUGGCUUGCAUGGAGCUUCUCUACCUGGCCGAGGAGAGCAGACAGGUGCCCCUGGGCACCGCUACUGGCUGGAGCCUGCCCUCCCAUCCUUACGAGCAGCAGCAGUGUGAGGGGGGUGAGCUGGACCCCAGAGCAGCCGCUGCCGUGGCAGCCCUGCACUGUGAACGGCACUGCAAGCCCUUGCAGAGGGGCCCUGUGGCUGAGCCCCCCCUGGCACCCCAGCCCCCCUCCCUGGGCACCUCACCCCAGGAGCACCCUGCACCCUCCAGCACCUCCCAGCCCUGCCACCCAGCCGAGCGCUUGCCCAGGGAAGAGGAUGGAGGGAAGAAAAAAGCCUGCUGCUGUGCCCAGGAACUUGAGACAUCGUUCACCUGUGUGGAUGAAAAUGUAAAUCUGGAGCAUGCAAGAAGUCCCCCCACUCCUACAGGUGGCCAGGAUGCCCCUCUGCAGCAGCAUUCCUGCAGGGAGCUGCCACCUGAAUGGGUGCACGAUUCUCCUUCCUUGGUCUCCGAGGAGGACGAUGCUGCCUCAGAGGCAGCAGCUGGGAAAUCCGUUGACUAUGGAUUCAUUAGUGCCAUUUUGUUCCUGGUUAGUGGCAUUUUGCUGGUGAUAAUUUCCUACGUGGUACCCAGAGAUGUGACUGUGGAUCCCAACACGGUGGCUGCCCGGGAGAUGGAGAGGCUGGAGAACGAGAGCGCAAGGAUCGGUGCUCACUUGGACCGCUGUGUUAUCGCUGGGCUGUGUCUCUUAACCCUGGGGGGCGUGGUGCUCUCCAGCCUGCUGAUGAUGUCCAUGUGGAAAGGGGAGCUGUACCGGAGGAGCAGGUUUGCAUCCUCCAAGGAGUCUGCAAAGCUGUAUGGAUCUUUCAAUUUUAGAAUGAAGUCUGGUGCAAAUGAUAAUAUGCUUGAGCUGUCAUUAGUUGAGGAAGAUGUGCUUGCCAUAGAUAAUUAG